AUGAGGGCUUUCAUUUUCUUUCUCUUCAUGCUCCUGGCCAUGUUCUCAGCAUCUUCAACCCAGAUUUCAAAUACCAGUGUUUUCAAACUAGAAGAGAAUCCAAAACCUGCACUUAUUCUGGAGGAAAAAAAUGAAGCUAACCAUCUAGGAGGACAAAGAGAUUCUAAUAAGCAAGGAGGGAGUUAUACACAAGGAAAUCCAGGAAUAUUUAGGCUUCAAGGACAACCAGGUUAUUUUAACAAGCUAGAGAAACCAAGACAUUUUAAGCAAGGGAGAGCAGGAGUUUUAAACCAGCCUGGGAUUUUAAAGAAUUCAGGAAAAUCUAACCAAAAAGGGAAUCCAGAAUCUUCUAAUAAGCAGGAAAACUCAGGAUCUUCUAGCCAACUAGGGAGACCAGGGAUUUCUACCCAACAGGGAAAUCCAGGGUCAUCUGGCCAACAAGAGAAACCAGGGUCAUUUAGCCAGAAAGUGAUGGUGGGGUCAUCUAGCCAACAGGGGAAGCCAGGAUCAUCUAGCCAACACGGGAAUCUAGGGUCAUCAACCCAGAAAGGGAAUUUAGGAUCUUCUAGCCUACAAGGGCAUCUGGGUUUAUCUAGCCAUCAAGGGAAGCCAGAGUCAUCUGGCCAACAGGGGAAGCCAGGGUCAUCUAGCCAACAAGGAAAUCUAGGAUCUUCUGGCCAACAGGAGAAGCCAGGAUCUUCUAGCCAACAGGGGAAGCCAGGGUAUUCUAGCCAUCAAGGGAAGCCAGGGUCAUCUAGCCAACAAGGAAAUCUACAUUUAUCUAGCCAGCAAGGGAAUCAAGGACCUUCUAGCAAACAGAGGAAGCCAGGUUCAUCCAGCCAUCAAGGAAAUCUACGAUUAUCUAGCCAGCAAGGGAAUAUAGGAUCUCCUAGCCAACAGGAGAAGCCAGAGUCUUCUAGCCAACAAGGGAAUCUAGGGUCAUCUAGCUAUCAAGGGAAGCCAGUGUCAUCUAGCCAACGAGGGAAGCCAGUGUCAUCUAGCCAACAAGGGAAGCCAGGGGCAUCUAGCCAGCAAGGAGAUCUAGGAUCUUCUAAGCAGCAGGGGAAGCCAGGAUCAUCUAGCCAGCAAGGAAAUAUAGAGUCAUCUGGCCAGGAAUGGAAGCCAGAGUCAUCUAGCCAUCAGAGAAAAUUAAGGUCAUUUUACAACCAACGACAAAGAAAAAAUAUCGACAGCACUUUUGAUGGCAAUAUAAUGGACUUUGAGGUUAGUGCUAAUAACUUCUUUUUCUCAGUCAACUUGACCCAGCAAUUCUCUUUUCCAAGACUUAAAAUGCUUUAAAAACCACAGUGUGUUAAUGAAAAGUCACUUGCAAUGACACUGAUUAAACAAAAUGAGAAGCACUUUGGAGCUGAUUAUUUUCAUGCAUAACACUUAUGAUUAUUAAUGAAUGUACUGCCCUUCUAUUCUUUCAUUUCCCUCUAUUAUUUUCCACUCAAACCUCCCUAUCUAUACUAGAAUAACUCAGAUCCUCAUCAACUGAGCCCACAUCUUUGCCAGGUUUAACUUUCAUGUCCAUUUUUAUCCCAUCCAUAAUCUAUAAAUCACUGAAGUAAUAUUCCUAAAUCAAAAAUCCUCUCUGAUAUUUUAGACCCCUGCUUGAAAUUCCCCAGUGGCUUCAUACUACCUAGAAGAUGUAACUUAAACUCCUAAACAUAGAAUUUACAGACUUUCAUGAUUAUACUGCAUACUGUUUAGCCUCAUUUCAUGUCACUGUUGCUUACACACCACCCAUGUCAUACAGAGCCCUUUGAUUUUCCACUCAUGUAUUCCUAAUACUAAUGAUUUCCUCUAUUACUAAACUCACCUUAACACUUUGUAAUUGUCUAUUAUCAGCUAGAUAAUGAACUUCUUGAAGAAAGUACCAUGUAUCCCCAGAACCUAGAAUAAGUGUGGCAUGUAGUAAGUUCUCCUGAACUGCAUGUUAGAUGGAUAGAUUAAUGCCUGCUACUUGGAAGCUACCAUUUCAAAUAGGUGAACAUCUAUCUGAUCCACAUGUCUCCUGUAUUCCCUUUUGAAUCCUGCUGCGCUUUUACUUUCACUUGCCUGCCUCUCUUCCAACAAUCGGCCUCCUAAUCUAUUUAACAAUUGCUUUGAAUACUCCGUUUGAUACUCACAUUCAAAACAGUUUUCUAGAACACUCUUAUCAUCUUAAUGGAAACUAUUUUUUUACCUCAUAAAUUUUCAUUCCUCACAAGCCUUCCAGAUGAAAGUCAUUUGUUCUCUUAGUCAUUAUCAGUUGGCUGGCAUGAAGUAGUAAUCUCUCAGAGAGACUCCCUACCAUUCAGAUCUUAAUGACAUCACCAGCAGGUCUCUGAGUUUUUAGGAUGUCACUUAAAUUUUUGCAAUUUUAUAUUUAUUCUAGAAUAGGAGAAAUAACCAUGUCCAAUUAACACAGUAUGUGUGAAAUAAAUUGAUCAUCAUGAAAGGGUUGUAUGAUUUGGAAUAUAUGGAGGUAUUUUUUUUAUCUCCCUACAACAUCUCAGCUCUGAGAAUACCACAUCCUCUAUCAAAAAUGUCUCAUCAUUCUCAUUAAUGACUCUGUUCUCACCUGCUAGUCAAAGGGUACUUAUAUUCACAGGCUUUUGCCAUUUAGCUCACAUCCAAAGAAAAUGCAUCAGGUAUUAUUUAAAUAAAUCCUGCAUAAUCCUACUUCCUGUAUAAUUUUUUUUCAUGGGCAUACCAAAAAAAGGGAAUCAACAAAUUAUGACUGUAUGCGUUUUGCAUUUGCUUGUAUGACUUUUCCCUGACUAUUGUUUGUCCAUGUAGAGGAAGAAUUGCCUCCAGAAAAUUAAAAUGGAGGCAGUCUGACAUAUAGUAAGUGAGUAGUUUCCAAAUAUUUUCCUUGAUUCUGUGGGUAUCUUUUCACAUCAUUGAUUGCUUCCUUUCCUGCGCAGAAGUUUUUCAACCUGAUGGGGUCCAUUUUUGCUAUGGAUUGUCUGUGUUAGUUAGGUAUUUCAACCUGAUGUGGUCCAUUUUUGCUAUGGUUGUCUGUGUUAGUUAGGUAUUACUCAAGAAAUCUUUGCCAGUCCAAUGUUCAAGAGAGUUUCAACACAGUUUUCUUGUAGUAGUUUUAUUGUUUGAGGUCUUAUAUUUAAGUCUUCAAUCCAUUUUGAGUUGAUUUUUGUGUAUGGUGAGAGAUAGGAUUGUGGUU
Molecule: messenger RNA, 3172 nt
Organism: Pan troglodytes (chimpanzee)
Lineage: Eukaryota; Metazoa; Chordata; Mammalia; Primates; Hominidae
Gene: MARCOL
Product: MARCO like
Exons: 2
Coding region: 1-1299 (432 amino acids)
Source: RefSeq, a predicted model, not a curated record